Anopheles nili is the source of this 2565-nucleotide messenger RNA. Its product is annotated as probable G-protein coupled receptor CG31760. Bases 1 to 2565 code for a protein of 854 amino acids. Gene Ontology annotation, biological process: G protein-coupled receptor signaling pathway. Gene Ontology annotation, cellular component: membrane. The transcript is spliced from 10 exons. The record is from RefSeq and is a predicted model, not a curated record. Gene Ontology annotation, molecular function: G protein-coupled receptor activity. Lineage: Eukaryota; Metazoa; Arthropoda; Insecta; Diptera; Culicidae.
AUGCAUAAAAUUGCGUUAUGGCCCUGGUUAGCCAUAGCCUGGAGAUGGAGAACCGUCAUUAUAUUGAAUUUGUUAGCACAGAGCUGGUGCGCCGCCUCUGUCCCGCCAAGUGGUUCAAAAACAAACGGUGGAAGUAGCGGCAUCGACGAUGAGGGUGGCGGACAGGACGGGGUGCUGGGCGGGGCGCCACCACCCAUCUACACCGAGCGGCACACCAUCACAUCGACCGAGGAGGCCAUUGAGGACUCGCUGCAAACCAUUCACGACAUCGCGACGGAAAACCUGGGUGCCCUCUGUCUGACGAAGUUGUACCGACCGCUCAAGGUAACGCUCAACCCAGAACGCUACACUGGCGCUCGUCAGAAAGCCGAUCUGGCUGCCGUUGUCCUGCAGGAUGUGGGUGUUUCACGCCACAACGGUCUUCUGGACGCGCUAGCAAAAGGGCUGCUCUCCGAUGCGUACGUCACCAGUGCCCGUAUCCUGUCGAUCAACGUGACGGAUGGGCUGCUCACGAACUCGGUCUGGUGGAAUAAAGAACCAGGCGGAAUGGGUGCACCACUUCGGAUCGAAGCCGAGGGUAUUGCGAUCGGUACCAAACCCGAUCCCACUUAUCCAUGGUUUGAGGAUGAGACGUCCUCACCGGGUUUACGAUCGCCCAAGUUCACACCACCUCCACCGGACAUUGCAUAUCGCGGAUGGUGGACAUAUCCGUACUACUCGUGUGGCCAGAAAAAGUGGAUCCUGUCGUACAGCGUUGCAAUCCCACCGAUGGGCCGGCACGGUAUCCGCGGGUUUCUUAGCAUCGACAUCGACAUCAGCGAUCUGCAGGUGAAUCAGUGCAACAACCCGAACCGCUUCGAGAUCCUCAGCUACAAUCAGCACCUGCGGCAGUACUACCCGUUCGUGCGUAACCUCAAGCUCGGCGAGGACGAACAGUUGCGUCAGAUCGAGGCGUUCCAUGGUUCGCACAAGUGCCACGUCCACAGCAUGCGCUGCGAGUACCGACCAGUCGUAACCAGCGUCAUCAGUGCGGCCUCACUAACCUCCAGUCCGAAUGGUAGUGCCAAUGGUAACGGUAGCGGUUUGUUAGCAACUGGUAACGCCCUGCAGACGGUAGUCAACGGUUGGACACGUGGUGCGUACUGGUGCCGGUGCAAGGACGGUUUCUACUCGUUCCGCCAUCCCGAGGGCUUUAACGGGAGCAUCAUGGAGGUGGCGUACCAGGAGUACCGGGACAACAUCAGCUCGUACUACAAGGACGUGUUCGUUUGCGUUCGCUGUGCACCCGGUUGCGCCACCUGUACCGGUCCGCAACCCUGUUUGGCGAGCUACAAUUGGGCUUUCAGGACAACACUGCUCACCUUCUCCAUCAUGUGCGCCGGGUUUACCGUCGUGCUCGCACUGUACAUGUAUCAGCACCGGAAGGUGAAAGUGUUCAAGGUGGCCAGCCCGAUCUUCCUCACCAUCACGCUGCUCGGUUGUGCCUUCAUGUACCUGGAGAUGGCGGCCAUCUUCCCCAUCCUCGACACCUACUCGUGCAUCGCGACCAAGUGGACGCGCCACAUGGGCUUCUGCGUGACGUACACGGCGCUGCUGAUGAAGACCUGGCGCGUUUCGCUUACGUACCGCGUCAAAUCGGCACACAAGGUGAAGCUCACCGACAAGCAGCUGCUCCAGUGGAUGGUCCCGAUACUGCUGGUGAUGUUCAUCUACCUGGGCACCUGGACGCUGUCGGCGCCACCAACCGCCGAGAAGAUCGAGGACCAGUACGGAUUGAUAUUCAAGCAGUGCUCGUACAACUGGUGGGACCACAGCCUGGCCAUCGGUGAGGUGCUGUUCCUUGCCUGGGGAAUACGCGUCUGCUACAACGUGCGCAACGCCGAAUCGCUGUACAAUGAGGCGAAGCUCAUCUCGUACGCCAUCUACAACAUCGCACUGGUCAACACGACCAUGGUGGCGUUUCACUUGUUCAUUUUCCCCCAGGCUGGGCCGGAUAUUAAAUACCUGCUCGGGUUCAUCCGAACGCAGCUUUCCACCUCGGUUACGAUAGCGCUCGUCUUCGGUCCGAAGGUCCUGCGGAUCCUGCGUGGCCAGGGUGACCAGUGGGACCAGCGGGCACGGAAACGUGGCAUCACCGCGUCCUUCUCGCUCAACGGUAUCGGGCUGGUACCGGAGGAAACUGCCGAUCUGUACCAGGAGAACGAAGAACUGAAGGAAGAAAUUCAGAAACUCGCUGCUCAAAUUGAAUUCAUGAAAAUUGUUCACAUGGAAAUGAACAAUCGCCAUCUGAAGCCGAAACCGGGCGGUUACUUCACCAUGAAGAGCCCGCUUGGUAAAUCCUUCGGUGGUGGAGCAGGCGGGGGAGGUAUAGGAGGGGGCAGUGGUAGCGGUUCGCACCGGCACAAGCACCCGAAGGACGAUUCGGUGAAGGAACACAGCGGCAUCACGGAGGACGGACACAGCGGUACCAACAGUUGCUACUCGGGAACAGCCAACUCGAUCGGCUUCACAUCGCAACCGACGACCACGGCAAACAGCAACAGCGGCACGACCGAGAAGGUAUGA